CUUUCAGUUUUGCAGCUGCUGGAAGCGGCAGGAUGGAGGUGCCCAGCGAUCCAGAAAUGCAUUAAAUGAACAACAGGACGGCCACACCACCAUGAAAAAGGAGGUUUCCUUCUUCGUCAGCCCCUCAGCGAGCCCCUCUCUGCCCGGCUGCAUCGCUCUCCUCAUCGCUCUCCAGGUUCACCGUCUAGUGGCAGCCCAGUUCAGAGUGAUUGGACCGGACCAGCCAGUUGUUGUCUCUGUGGGAGCAGUCGCAGUCCUUCCUUGCCGCCUCUCCCCUGCGACGAGCACGGAGAGCAUGGAGGUGCGGUGGUUCCGGUCCCGGUUCUCUUCAGUGGUGCACUUGUACCGGGGAGGUCGGGAUCAGCCUGGAGAGCAGAUGCAGGAGUAUGUCGGGAGGACUCAGCUCCUGAAGGACAACAUCUCCUCUGGGAGCGUCUCCCUAAGGAUACACGGGGUGCGACCCUCCGACCACGGGCAGUACACCUGCUUCUUCCAGGCUGGUGUCUCCUCUGAAGGAACUCUGCUGAAGCUGCAGGUGACAGCACUGGGCUCUGACCCCCACGUCUCUGCUGAGGGUCACCAGGAUGGAGGGAUCCAGAUGGUGUGUCGAUCAGCUGGGUGGUACCCAGAGCCCGAGGUGCAGUGGAGAGAUCACCGUGGGCAGCUGUUACCACCAGCCUCUGAGAAGAUGUUCACAGACACUGCCGGGCUGUUUCACGCAGAGGUUUCUGUUGUGAUCAUGGCAGAGUCGAACCAGAACGUGACCUGUGCUGUCAGGAGCCUGUUCCUGAACCAGGAGAAAACAGCCACCAUCAGUAUUGCAGGUCACUUUUUCCCCCGGGUCUCCCCCUGGAUGGUGGCUCUGGCUGUGAUUGUACCCAUCAUGUUGGUGGUCAUUGUCCUGAGCUUCUGCCGUGCAAAAG
Molecule: messenger RNA, 923 nt
Organism: Alligator sinensis (Chinese alligator)
Lineage: Eukaryota; Metazoa; Chordata; Crocodylia; Alligatoridae
Product: butyrophilin subfamily 1 member A1-like
Exons: 5
Biological process (GO): regulation of cytokine production; T cell receptor signaling pathway
Cellular component (GO): external side of plasma membrane
Molecular function (GO): signaling receptor binding
Source: RefSeq, a predicted model, not a curated record